Messenger RNA from Moesziomyces aphidis, 1227 nucleotides. NCBI's taxonomy places the organism in Eukaryota, Fungi, Basidiomycota, Ustilaginomycetes, Ustilaginales, Ustilaginaceae. The record is from the annotation of a GenBank genome assembly.
AUGCCGAUCGGAUGCGCCACGCCGCAACCCCAUUGGAGCGCUUGCAAUAUCGACGGCGCACACAAGUUCUUGCUCCAGCGGCUCUGCGGAGGUUCGGAAGCCUCGCUGCGUUGGGCCUGCCGAACAACCACCGCUCCCGCUGCAAGCCACACCGCUCGGCUACACUGCCGCGGCCAGCCUCGUUCGGCCCCCGCCCAAUUGUCGGACCGACCGACCGACCCCGGCCGUCCCUUCGUCGAUCGACUUUCUUACACCCCGAUUCCCGAUAUCGCCAGGCACGCCCACCAUCCUUCUCAUCCACCUUCAUCCAUCCCGCUCCUUCAUCCAUCCCGCUCCUUCAUCCCGGCCACACCAGCCACUUUCCGAUCCGACUCUCCUACACUUCCCAAGGCACUGGAUUCCACGGCAGCAUCCGCACGUUGCCCCCACAAGAACGCGCCUCGAGUCAAACAACGCACAUCCGUCAUGUCGGGCAAAUUCCGUCUUCAUCCUGAACCAGGCACUGAACGUCACGCUCCGUUCCGUCUGGGCUCUGCCAUCUACAACACGAUCAGGACGGGUGGACUCGGGUCGGGACUGCUCGUUCCGCACGUGCUGCUUCCGAUCUACGGCAUCUAUGUGGUGACGCACCGCUCGGGAUACUGGACGCCCGAGUUUGAGCGCGGAUUGACCUUUGCGAUUGCGCUUCUGCAGGGCGUGUCGUUCGGCUCGGCGAUUGCGCUGUCCAUCGUGCGAUACAGCGCAUCGGGCAAGGCGAUCAAGGGACGACGCAUCGAAAAGACGGCGACGGACAGCGAGGAAAGCUCGCAGCACCGCAUCGAGGUCGCCCUUCGCGCAUCCAUCUACCUGUUUGUCGCGACGAUGCUGUGGGAGUACCUCGUUCACUCCAAGUUCUCGCCCAUCACAGACGAGCAGGCGCGCCACACCUCGUCCGGAUUCCUCACAGCCACCGGCCCGCUGCGAAGGUUCCUCAGCAACGAGAGCAUCCUGCCCCAGCCGGACGAGGUUCGCGACCAAGUGUCGGGACUGGGACUCAACUUGGAGGGCAAGGCAAACGACCUGCAUAACGCCAUCAAGAACUCGCCGCGCAUCCACGUGCCCGGCACUCAGGCACCACCCAAGAGCCUCUUCCUCCGCGCCUACCAGAAGGUUUGGUACUCGGUCACCGGCGGCCCCAGCGGCCUCAACCUCGGCCUGUUUGAGAUCGGUCCCAACAUCCGAAACUAG